This is a messenger RNA of Trichoderma asperellum CBS 433.97, 967 nucleotides long. The record is from RefSeq and is a predicted model, not a curated record. Lineage: Eukaryota; Fungi; Ascomycota; Sordariomycetes; Hypocreales; Hypocreaceae.
GUCAUAGGAGUUCGGUCAGGUUGAAUCUCUGCAUGACCCGCGGAAUUUGAACGACUCCACCCUUACAGGUAUGAAUACGAUCUCUGCUGGCGUUUCUGGUACCACGUAUCCAUGUGAUUUACCCCAACCAAUGCCGACUCUCGCAGCAAUUCCCUGGUAAGUGUGCGACAUGGUUCUCUAGUCCAGGUACAAACGCGAUAAGCGAGCGACUCCUUCACCUACAAGUACGAAAUAUGCCGCCUGUCUACUCACGCGAGGAUUUUGCACAUGCUGCAUCAACUAUCAUCGUUGGCUCUGGAGGUGACGUCCACUUAUAGACGCUAUUCUAAGACUAGCCACCUCCAUCACACCAGAUUGACGACUGACAUUGGAUGCGGAACGCUCACCCCCGCCAAGGAGCUUUCGUCACAGGAAAUUUGCGGCCCCCAGUCAUUUUGCCGCAGCAAUAGCAAACGGCCCACCCACAAAAGUGAUGCAGCCCACCACCGAAUGAAUUUUGUGCCGUUCCAAAUCUUGAGCCCCGGGGAGCCGCGCUGCUGGAAGUCGACAGAGUACGAAGAGUGCGAGACGGCCCAUUCGCUAGCAGAGCCCAAAGAAGAGAGAAAAAAUCCAAUCAAACGUCCUUCAGAGAUCCAUCACACCAAUUAUACACUGAAGCCGACCAAAUCAAGCCCUUUUUGGCCGCUCAUAAAAUACGCUUUUUUUCAUGUGCCCGGGACCGCGCUGAAAGCCAAAGAUGAAACAGAUAACCCAAAAUAACAGCGAACGACGUUCCGCGGCUUAGCAGCCUCCAAUGAAAAGAAUCUUCGAAACCAUGACGAUUUUUUUUCUUUUCUUCUUUUUUUUUUUUAAUUUGCGCCGAUUUGACCCAAUGCUGCCUUGUGCCCAGCCUCUAAUGUCCAUUGGCUAACCUUUGACUUUGUGGCCGUGUCUUCUGUAAGCUUACUUUCUACCCCUGCUAUCUUCA